AAAAAUGUGAGAAUGUCGUGAAGAACGGAACUCAGGGACACCGCUAAUAGCAACCACUAGGGACCCUCUGAUGGGACACCACGUGACAAUUUGCAACAAAAUCUAAGAGUCCAGCGCAGGGUACAAGCUAACGACACCAUUUAAUUUCAACAGGAAACUCAAGCGUGGUCUCCACGGCAAGGCCUGUCAUGCCUCCCUCAUCAGCAGCAAGUUUGGGCCAUACCCCUCCGGACGGUGGAUGGGGUUGGGUCGUGGUGCUUGGGUCCUUCAUCUCCAUUGGCUUCUCCUACGCCUUUCCCAAAGCCAUCACUGUCUACUUCAAAGAGAUCCAAGAAUACUUCAGUGUAACUUACAGUGAGAUUGCCUGGGUGUCCUCCAUUAUGCUGGCUACUAUGUACGCAGGAGGGCCAGUGAGCAGCAUACUGGUCAAUCGCUAUGGCAGCCGACCUGUGGUCAUUGCUGGUGGGAUUAUGUGUGCAGUUGCCAUGGUUACUGCCUCUUUCGCCAAUUCCAUUGUGCAUUUGUAUAUAUGCGUUGGAAUCAUUGGAGGGUUUGGGCUGGCCUUUAAUCUCCAGCCAUCCCUGACCAUAAUAGGGAAGUACUUCCUGGUGAGGAGGCCCAUAGCUAAUGGCCUUGCCAUGGCUGGAAGCCCGGUGUUUCUGUGCACCUUGGCUCCCCUCAAUCAGUUCUUGUUUGACACGUUUGGGUGGAGAGGAAGCUUUUUCAUCCUGGGAGCCCUGCUGUUGAACUGCUGUGUGGCCGGGGCUCUGAUGAGACCCAUCGGAGGGAAACCCAAAGAGAACCAGAUCUCCAAACCUGACAGAACCACGAAUGAUCACAGCAUCACCAACGGCGCUAAAACUCCCACUGAGUCAGCGAGCGGGGAUCAGGACAAAGCAGGGUGCAUGGACAAGAUAGACGGGUUCAUCGACCUCUCGCUCUUCAAGCACAGAGGCUUCACCAUCUACCUCAUAGGGAACGUGAUCAUGUUUUUUGGCUUCUUCGCCCCCAUCGUCUUCCUGGCCCCGUACGCCAAGCACCAGGGCAUGGAUGAGUAUUCGGCCGCUUUCCUGCUCUCCAUCCUGGCUAUGGUGGACAUGGUUGCCAGGCCAGGAACGGGGCUGGUGGCCAACACAAAGUGGAUCCGUCCCAGGAUCCAGUACUUCUUCAGCUUCUCUGUGGCCUACAACGGCGUGUGCCACCUCCUGUGCCCCCUGGCAUCCGGGUAUGGAGGACUGGUCACCUAUGCCAUUUUCUUUGGCACCGCUUUUGGUAUGGUGUGCGCCUUGCUCUUUGAAUGCCUCAUGGAUCAGGUUGGAGCUCAGCGGUUCUCCAGCGCAGUUGGACUUGUGACCAUCAUCGAAUGUUGUCCAGUGCUUCUUGGACCACCAAUGGGAGGGGCGCUGGUGGACCUCUUCAAUGACUACAAGUACAUGUACUACACAUGUGGGGCUGUAAUGCUGGCUGCUGGGCUGUUCCUCUUCAUUAUGAACUUCUACAACUACAGGCUGCUGGAGCAGGAGAAGAAGCAGCAGGAGAAGGACGUGGAACUGUCGUCAGCCGAGAAGGCGAGCAUGAGAGAAGAAGAGGCUAAAGAAAAAGAGGACCCCGCCCAGCAGGAGGAGUAACUGCAGGCCAGCCACGCCUGACCAGAGAGGCUUCGCCCCAGAGGCCCAGCGUGACAACACAGAUUACCCAGCGAGAGUUCACCUCUGUCUCCCACAAACGGCUCUGUGUGACCUCUGCAGGAACAAAUGUAAUUACUGUACCACUCUACAAUAACCCAAUUUAACUGAGCUUGCUCUCUCUGUCUCAUUCUCCAUCUCUCUCUCUCCCCCUCAAAUUUUUUCCUCUGUAUGUUGCACAGUAUUUAUUUUUACUUGAAUUUAUGGAUCAGUUUGACUCUACAUCAGAAUGAGAAGAAACAGACUACAUAUGGAAGAAUAUAAUUUUUUUUUCUUUUGUUUGGCUCUGAUAUGAGCUUUGUUUAAUGGAGAACAUGUCGUCUUCAUGGUAUUUUACAAACAACAGUACAGCGAAUCAUAGUUAAUUCUCAGUAGCAAUCUAUAGCUGGCAUGAAUCAGAUUUUUAUACAGUAUGUUUUUACUUUUUAAAUCAGUAAACUAAUACAAUUUAUAUUAAGGUAGAAGUCUGUAAAUGUAUACUGUGAAGGAUGAGAGACAUACUGCAUUACCUCAUUACCAUUUGCUGCUAAUGAAAAUAAUAUUCAGAUUUAUUCGAGUUUUGUCUUUUCGUGUCUAAUCAUUCGCUUCGAUUUAAAACUGCAGCAGAACAGUUUGCUGUGUAAUAAACAACAAAUAACAUUU
Molecule: messenger RNA, 2327 nt
Organism: Anguilla rostrata (American eel)
Lineage: Eukaryota; Metazoa; Chordata; Actinopteri; Anguilliformes; Anguillidae
Product: monocarboxylate transporter 2-like
Exons: 5
Coding region: 189-1628 (479 amino acids)
Biological process (GO): transmembrane transport; monocarboxylic acid transport
Cellular component (GO): plasma membrane
Molecular function (GO): monocarboxylic acid transmembrane transporter activity
Source: RefSeq, a predicted model, not a curated record